UUAGAAAACUCUUUUCACAUCUCUUUUUUUUUUCUUUUUUUUCUUUUUUCCUUCCUUUACCAUCAUUUUAUUUUAUUUUUUUUAAAAAAAAAAUAUGAAAUUAUUGGGUAUUACUCUUCUUAUCGUUUGCUUGGUUCAAUGGGUUCAAGCUUUACCUUCUUUUCAUUUACAAGAUCAACUGGGUGAUUUCGAAGAACAAACUUCCACCAAACUUAUUCAAAACUGUGGUGAUGAGGAUGAUUUACUUACUAUUGAACAUAUCAAUUUAACACCUGAUCCUCCAGUGAAAGGACAAAAUCUUCAUAUUGAUUUCAAAGGUUAUUUAAAGGAAACGGUGGAAGAUGGUGCUUAUCUUUAUUUGACUGUCAAAUGGGGUGUUGUACAAUUGGUUAAGAAAGAACUCGAUCUAUGUGAAGAAUCUGGUAAAAUUGAUGAAGAUUGUCCUAUUGAAAAAGGUCCUGUAUCUAUUGUUAAGGAUGUUGAAUUACCUAAGACUAUUCCUGGUGGAAAAUAUACUGUUGAAGCCGAAGUUUACACCGUGGAUGGAGAGCGUGUUACUUGUCUUAAAGGUGUUACCACAUUCCCUCGACGUCGUUUGUAGAUAGUUUUUUUUUAUCAUAGUUUAGUGUUUAGAAUAUCUUGUCACGUUAUCUUUUUGUUUUACUUCCCCCCUAUUCUGUCUAUUAUUAUUAAAAUAUCCCGUUUUAUAUAAAUAUGUCAAGUAGUAAUAGAUGAUUCAUUCAUAUACAUACUUGUACACCCAU
This is a messenger RNA of Halteromyces radiatus, 764 nucleotides long. Its product is annotated as ML domain-containing protein. Bases 95 to 601 code for a protein of 168 amino acids. The record is from RefSeq and is a predicted model, not a curated record. The transcript has 4 exons. NCBI's taxonomy places the organism in Eukaryota, Fungi, Mucoromycota, Mucoromycetes, Mucorales, Cunninghamellaceae. Gene Ontology annotation, molecular function: sterol binding. Gene Ontology annotation, biological process: intracellular sterol transport.